Archocentrus centrarchus (flier cichlid) is the source of this 415-nucleotide messenger RNA. RefSeq names its product histone H4. Gene Ontology annotation, molecular function: DNA binding; protein heterodimerization activity; structural constituent of chromatin. NCBI's taxonomy places the organism in Eukaryota, Metazoa, Chordata, Actinopteri, Cichliformes, Cichlidae. Bases 104 to 415 code for a protein of 103 amino acids. The record is from RefSeq and is a predicted model, not a curated record. Gene Ontology annotation, cellular component: nucleosome. The transcript has a single exon.
GAAUAAGACCCGCCCCUGUUCUCAAUUACGUCCUCAGAGCACCCUGAAAUAGCUGUGAGCACGUCGGCAAGUUUAUUCACGAUCUUUUGACUGACCAGUGAAAAUGAGUGGAAGAGGUAAGGGAGGCAAAGGACUCGGAAAAGGAGGCGCUAAGCGUCACCGCAAGGUUCUCCGUGAUAACAUCCAGGGAAUCACCAAGCCCGCCAUCCGCCGCCUGGCUCGCCGCGGUGGUGUCAAGCGUAUUUCCGGUCUGAUCUACGAGGAGACCCGCGGGGUGCUCAAGGUGUUCCUGGAGAACGUCAUCCGUGACGCCGUCACCUACACCGAGCACGCCAAGAGGAAGACCGUGACCGCCAUGGACGUGGUGUACGCGCUCAAGAGGCAGGGCCGCACUCUGUACGGCUUUGGAGGUUAA